AUGGUGCUAUCUAGAAUUAGUUUUAUCAGUUUGAUUUCCUUUAUCAACUUUGCUAGAGGUUCUCCAUUACCUGAAGCCGAUUCCCACCACAAGCACGACCAUGUUGAUAGACGUGGUGGUACUUGUGCCUUCCCUUCCGAGGAAGGUAUGGUGGCCGUUCAAACGAGCGGUACCAAUGCUGGCUGGGCUAUGCAUUACGACCAACAAUGUUCCUACGGUUCCUGGUGUCCAUAUGCAUGUAAGCCAGGUCAGUUGAUGGCCCAAUGGGACCCAGAGGUUACUUCUUACACAUACCCUGGCUCUCAAUAUGGUGGUUUAUACUGUGACGAUAAUGGUGUUUUACAAAAGCCAUUCCCUGAGAAAGAUUACUGUUACGACGGUAAAGGUACAUUCAUCGCCAAAAAUCAAGCUGGCAGCGACGUCGCUUUUUGUCAGACGGUUCUACCCGGUAACGAAGAAAUGCUGAUUCCAACCUUAGUUGGCAGCAACUCCGACUCCGUUCUUGCUGUCCCGGGUACAGAUUACUGGGCUUCCACUGCAUCUCAUUUCUACGUCAACCCACCAGGUGUCAGCGUCGACGAUGGUUGUAAGUGGGGCAGUACCGCUAACCCAUGGGGUAACUGGGCUCCUUAUGUUGCUGGUGCCAACAUGGAUGACAACCAGAACACUUUUGUCAAGAUCGGCUGGAAUCCUGUCUACUUGGAGGACACUUCUCCAUUCAAGAACGUCAAGCCUUCAUAUGGUGUGAGAAUCACUUGUGAUGACCCAUCCCAGUGUGAAGGUUUACCAUGUUCAAUCGACCCAAGUUCUCAAGAUAUCAAUGCUGUGAACUCCACACAAUCUGCCGAUGGCGCUGGAGGCGGUGCAUUCUGUGUCGUCACUGCCAAGAAUGGUGCUAAAGCAAACAUCGAAGUUUUCGAAGUUUAA
Tetrapisispora phaffii CBS 4417 is the source of this 927-nucleotide messenger RNA. RefSeq lists its product as uncharacterized. NCBI's taxonomy places the organism in Eukaryota, Fungi, Ascomycota, Saccharomycetes, Saccharomycetales, Saccharomycetaceae. The record is from RefSeq and is a predicted model, not a curated record. The transcript has a single exon. The coding region runs from base 1 to 927 and encodes 308 amino acids.